This is a messenger RNA of Hibiscus syriacus, 2057 nucleotides long. RefSeq names its product transmembrane 9 superfamily member 4. Gene Ontology annotation, cellular component: membrane. Gene Ontology annotation, biological process: protein localization to membrane. The transcript is spliced from 8 exons. The coding region runs from base 73 to 1842 and encodes 589 amino acids. The record is from RefSeq and is a predicted model, not a curated record. Lineage: Eukaryota; Viridiplantae; Streptophyta; Magnoliopsida; Malvales; Malvaceae.
UGUACUGGUUUAGCAUUAUAGUUUUUUAUACCCCUUUUUUUCUCGUUUCCUCUUGCAUCUGCUGCAGUUGCAAUGGAGAGAUCAUGGCUUGCCCUGGUCCUCGUGAUCCUCUGCGGUGUAGCCCAGGUGAGAUCCGGUGCUUCUGAUCAUCGUUACAAAGCUGGAGAUGAAGUCCCUCUCUAUGCUAACAAAGUGGGGCCCUUCCACAAUCCCAGUGAGACAUACCGUUACUUCGAUUUCCCCUUCUGUUCAUCGGCUCCCGUGAAGGAGAAGAGGGAAGCUUUGGGUGAAAUCUUGAAUGGCGAUAGGCUAGUGAGUGCUCCUUACAAACUCGAGUUUUUGGGUGACAAAGAGGCCCAGGUUGCUUGCAAACGGAAGCUCACAAAGGAAGAAGUCGCCAAGUUCAGAACCGCCGUCUCAAAAGACUACUACUUCCAAAUGUAUUACGACGACCUUCCCAUUUGGGGAUUUUUAGGGAAAGUUGAUAAGGAAGGCAAGGCUGAUCCCAGCGAGUAUAAGUAUUAUCUCUUUAAGCAUCUCAUUUUCGAGAUCCUUUACAAUAAGGAUCGUGUCAUUGAGAUUACUGUUCGAUCUGAUCCCAAUGCCCUUGUGGACCUCACCGAAGACGAACCUGUGGAUGUUGAUUUCAUGUACACUGUUAAAUGGAAGGAAACUGAGACUCCGUUCGAGAAGCGUAUGGAUAAAUACUCGCAAUCUUCUUCCUUGCCCCACCACUUGGAAAUUCACUGGUUCUCAAUCAUCAAUUCAUGUGUCACCGUUCUGUUGUUGACUGGUUUCCUUGCUACCAUUUUAAUGCGAGUCCUGAAGAAUGAUUUCAUUAAGUAUGCACAUGAUGAAGAAUCGGCAGAUGACCAGGAGGAGACUGGGUGGAAGUACAUUCAUGGUGAUGUGUUCAGGUACCCAAAGCACAAGUCUUUGUUUUCGGCGGCUCUUGGUUCUGGCACUCAACUCUUUACUCUUACAAUUUUCAUAUUUAUCCUUGCACUAGUGGGGGUCUUUUAUCCAUAUAACCGAGGAGCCUUGUUUACUGCCCUGGUUGUCAUUUAUGCCCUUACAUCUGGAAUUGCUGGCUACACUGCUGCUUCUUUCUAUAGUCAGUUCGAAGGGACAAAUUGGGUGAGAAACUUAUUACUGACGGGAAGCUUGUUCUGUGGGCCUCUUUUUGUGACAUUUUGCUUUCUCAACACUGUCGCAAUUGCUUAUCAAGCCACUGCAGCAUUGCCGUUUGGAACCAUUAUGGUGAUUUUUCUGAUAUGGGCUCUGGUCACAUCUCCUUUAUUAGUAUUUGGAGGUAUUGCCGGAAAGAAUAGUAAGGCGGAGUUUCAAGCACCUUGCCGCACCACAAAGUAUCCUAGAGAGAUCCCUCCAUUGCCUUGGUAUAGGCAAACUCUUCCUCAGAUGGCAAUGGCAGGGUUCUUGCCGUUCAGUGCUAUCUAUAUUGAACUUUACUACAUAUUUGCCAGUGUGUGGGGACAUAGGAUCUAUACCAUAUACAGCAUCCUGUUUAUUGUUUUUAUCAUUCUCUUGAUUGUCACUGCUUUUAUCACCGUGGCUUUGACAUAUUUUCAACUUGCUUCUGAAGACCAUGAGUGGUGGUGGAGGUCCUUCCUUUGUGGUGGGUCUACUGGUUUGUUCAUAUAUGCCUACUGUUUGUAUUAUUACAAUGCACGAUCAGACAUGUCGGGCUUUAUGCAAACCUCAUUCUUCUUUGGGUACAUGGCUUGCAUUUGCUAUGGCUUCUUCCUCAUGCUUGGGGUCAUCGGCUUCCGUGCAUCUCUGUUCUUUGUUCGUCACAUAUACCGCUCUAUCAAGUGUGAGUAGGUAGUUGGAUAGCAUUCGCUGUAUACAAGAGAAUGAGCAGAUUGGGACGUGCAUUAGGCCGGCAAUGGAAGUGGGAAAGCUAUUAUUACAGUGUUAUAUGAAAUAUGAUUUAUCUAAACCUUGUUUCAUUAGGACCGACCAGAUGAUGCCAACUGAAACUUGUAUUUCUCAGUUCUACAUUACUUUUAGUUUAUGUUAUGUCUUUAAGGAUGCUC